Messenger RNA from Penicillium cataractarum, 1317 nucleotides. RefSeq lists its product as uncharacterized. Bases 1 to 1317 code for a protein of 438 amino acids. The transcript is spliced from 2 exons. The record is from RefSeq and is a predicted model, not a curated record. Gene Ontology annotation, molecular function: FAD binding. Gene Ontology annotation, biological process: secondary metabolite biosynthetic process. NCBI's taxonomy places the organism in Eukaryota, Fungi, Ascomycota, Eurotiomycetes, Eurotiales, Aspergillaceae.
AUGGGAAGCACACCAACACCCCCACCCAAAGACUUCACCGUCACAAUAGUCGGCGGCGGAAUAGGAGGUCUCACCCUAGCCGCCGGCCUCCUACGCCGCAACGUCCCCGUACAAAUCUACGAAGCCGCGCCCGCAUUCGCAGAAAUCGGCCUCGGCCUCUCGAUAGGACCAGCCGCCCACCGCGCCAUGCCCCUAAUUGAUCCGCAAAUUCGGGAAAUCUACGACUCGCUGGUUACAACGCAUGCGGAUAGCCCUGGCUACGAGAAAUACCGGCAAACCUGGUUCGAGAUUAUCUGGGCGUCUGGUGCGAAGGAGGGAGGCUUGUUGAUGGACCUUAAGGCGUUGCCGUCUGGGCAGACGACGUUGAGACGGGCGAACUUUUUGGAUGCGCUUGUUGGGUUGAUUCCGCCUGAGAUUGUGCAUUUUGGGAAACGGUUGGAUAAAGUGGUUGAGGGUGUGGACGGGGUGGAGUUGUUGUUUGAUGAUGGGUCCACUGUGCAGGCUGAUGUCGUUGUUGGUUGUGAUGGGAUUAAGUCCAGGGUUAAGGAGUCGAUGUUUCCUGGGGAGGAGGAGGAUACGCAGCCCCGGUAUAGUGGGAUGUAUGGGUAUCGGGCUGUGCUGGAUAUGGAGGAUAUGAUUGAGGCGGUUGGGGAGCAGCGGGCGAGGGUUUCGACGAUGUAUAUUGGUGACGGGGCUUAUGGGAUAUCGUAUCCUAUUAUGCGGGCGAAGAAGGUUAAUGUUGGACUUUAUAUUCUCAGUGAGAAGUGGGAUUGUGAGACUUGGGUUAGGCCCGCGAAGAGGGAGGAUAUGCAGCGUGAUGCGAGCAAUAUGGGUCGAUAUGUGCAGUCACUCAUCGAGCAUAUGCCUGAUCCCUCUCAAUGGGCCAUCUUCGAACACCCCCCAAUCUCCACAUUCUGUCGCUCCCGAGUCGCAAUUCUAGGAGAUGCCGCCCACGCCUCAACGCCACACCAGGGCGCAGGUGCCGGACAGGCGAUAGAAGAUUCCCACGUUCUAGCUGAACUACUCGGUGACUCUCGAGUAAUAACAGCACAGGAUGUAGUCGCCGCUUUCAAAGCGUAUGAUGAGAUUAGGCGCCCGAGGAGUCAGAGAGUUGUCACGAGUAGCAAGGAGAAUGCCUAUCUUCUUUGUUUGUGUUUGGAUGGAGUUGGGGAUGAUGAAAAAAAGCUUAAGGAGACGUUUCAAUCGAGGCUGCGUUGGCUUUGGGAUUUGGAUGUUCAGGGACAGGCUGAGCAGGCUAGGGAGAGUAUGCUUAAGUUUAUGGCAUCUAGAGAGGAUGAAGGGGAUCAAAUUGGGUGA